GCCCGUCCAAAGUUAAUUAAGUAGGCCAGCUAGCCGGAGUUACUAUCAUCUCGUCAAAAGAUGAUUUUUGUGCAGUAUAAAAUGAUGCAAAGUUACUAUCCAUACUAAGGUUAUAUAUUUGAUAACAAUGUCGCUUAGUCACUGGUCGGUGGGUUUUUUAAAAACAUUCCGACGCCAUGUAUCGACAUUGUCUAUCGAACUUGAAGGCCGUUUUAGUACGCAAUGUGGCAAAUCAGAAUUUCAUCGCAUAUAUUUGGAUAAUCAAGCCACAACAUGUAUAGACCCAAGAGUACUGGACAGCAUGAUGCCGUAUCUAACACAUGCCUUUGGCAAUCCACAUUCUAGAACACACUCAUUUGGAUGGGAAGCUGAAGAGGCAGUGAAUAAUGCAAGAGUAAGCAUAGCUGAUUUACUGAACUGCGAACCUAAGAAUAUAAUAUUCACAUCCGGUGCUACUGAAAGCAACAAUUUGGCUAUUAAGGGUUCUAAAUCCUUUUAUGGGCGAUUAAAGGAAUCUCCGGGGAAACCUAAACGUAACCACAUAAUUACAUCGCAAAUUGAGCAUAAAUGUGUACUGCAAUGCUGUAGGCAGUUGGAGAAUGAAGGAUACGAGGUAACUUAUUUGAAACCUAACAAGUUUGGAAUAAUUUCUCCGGAAGAUAUAGAGAAAAAUAUUAGGCCUGAAACGUUCCUUUGCAGUAUAAUCCAUGUUAAUAACGAAAUAGGAGUCAUACAGGACAUUGGAACUAUAGGUAACAUUUGUAAAGAACACAAAGUUUUAUUUCAUACUGAUGCUGCUCAAAGUUUUGGAAAACUUCCAAUUGAUCUGAAAUCUCUGAAUGUUGAUUUGUUGUCGUUAUCUGGACACAAAAUUUAUGGUCCAAAGGGGGUUGGUGGAUUGUAUGUUAGAACUAAACCCAGGGUUCGAUUACAACCAAUUCUCGAUGGAGGUGGUCAAGAACGUGGAUUAAGAUCCGGCACUCUUCCAACAGCUCUUGUAGUAGGUAUUGGUACCGCUGCAAAAAUAGCGAAAGUUGAAAUGGAGCGUGAUAAUAAUCAUGCCAAGAAGUUAUUCAACAAACUUGUGGAGGGGUUUAAAAGCAUUCAACAUGUUACUAUAAACGGAUCUAUAUUACCACAUGAACGUUACUUUUGCAAUUUAAAUGUCUCUUUUGAGUUUAUAGAAGGUGAAUCGUUGCUAAUGUCACUUUCAAACAUCGCAGUGAGCUCAGGAUCAGCGUGCACAUCGUCUAGUUUGGAGCCAAGUUAUGUUUUAAGAAGUUUGGAUGUAAGUGAGGAGCUUGCACAUACAUCUAUAAGAUUUGGCUUGGGGAGGUUUACUCUGGAAUCUGAGGUGGAUCAUGUAAUUGAUGUGGUCCAAAAGGCGGUGAAAAAGCUAAGGGAUCUAAGUCCGCUCUAUGAAAUGUAUAUUGAGAAAGAUGGAAAAAGUGAGAUGUUGUGGACCUGA
Molecule: messenger RNA, 1468 nt
Organism: Theileria equi strain WA
Lineage: Eukaryota; Apicomplexa; Aconoidasida; Piroplasmida; Theileriidae
Product: cysteine desulfurylase, putative
Exons: 2
Coding region: 128-1468 (446 amino acids)
Biological process (GO): [2Fe-2S] cluster assembly
Cellular component (GO): cytosol; mitochondrion
Molecular function (GO): pyridoxal phosphate binding; cysteine desulfurase activity
Source: RefSeq, a predicted model, not a curated record